AAUUUUCGUAGGAUUUAGAAAAAUAAUGAUAAUUUGUAAUUGAAAAAAUAGACGGCGUGCGGUCAUCUCCAAAAACCCAAGUACUGAACCCUAAACCAUUUCCAUUUCCAUUUCCAUGGAGCUCUAAAUAACACAUAAUAGAUACAUAUACAUACAUACAUACAGAGAGAGAGAAAAAAAAUGUUGAGGAGAAGAUUAGUUUCACUUAUACCCACCUCCAUCCGCGCUGCUCAAAAUCAGUUCCAGAAACCAUCGUCGAUAAUUCCCCUGCAGUGCGGUUCGCUGCAAUUCUCACAAUGCCGGGGUGAAAUCUGGAAGCCCGACUACUUUGAUAUGGGAAGUGCGAGGAGGGCUUACAGCAGCAGCAGCCUAUUGGCGUUGAACGAUCUGAGAGACAAUCCAGGGGCCCGUCAGCAGAAGACCCGUAAGGGUCGUGGUAUCGGGUCGGGUAAGGGUAAGACUGCGGGCCGUGGGCAUAAGGGUCAAAAAGCCCGUGGUACUAUGAAAUUCGGGUUUGAAGGUGGUCAGACCCCUCUCCGCCGCCGCCUUCCCAAACGGGGUUUCAAUAAUCCAUUCAGUCUCACAUUUCAGCCAGUUGGCUUGGGAAAAAUUGCAAAGCUGAUAAAUGCUGGGAAGAUAGAUUCUUCAGAAUUGAUCACAAUGAAAACUCUCAAGGAAUCAGGGGCCAUAGGGAAGCAAAUCGAAGAUGGAGUUAGAUUGAUGGGGCGCGGGUCCGAACACAUUAAAUGGCCCAUCCAUCUCGAGGUUUCGAGGGUUACUGUAAGGGCAAAAGCAGCAGUUGAAGCUGCUGGUGGAAGUGUGAGGAGAGUUUAUUACAACAAAUUAGGGUUCCGUGCACUUUUAAAACCGGAGUGGUUUGAGAAGAAGGGAAGAUUAAUUCCAAAAGCAGCAAGGCCUCCGCCAAAGCAGAAGGAUAAAGUCGAUAGUAUUGGCCGUUUGCCUGCUCCUACUAAGCCUAUACCUUUUACUACUGAAGAUGAAAACGACGACGAGCCUACGUCUGAUGCUGCUGCUGCUGCUGCUUCAACUGCAUGAGAAUUGCUUUUCUGUAUUGAUCGGUUUUUAGCUGCCGUGUAUUCGACGAGUAAGAAUAAUAUAACAAGUUUCUUUUGAACUGUUCAAAUUUGUGCAAGACUCUCUUUGGAUAUCAAAGAAUAACAAGAAUUGUGGGUGGAGGAGUGAUCUUGAAAAGUAGCGUUCAUGUAUUUCUUAUGAUCUAUACCUGUAUCUGAGUGUUAGAUUUGCUGCAAAAAUCUAGAUUCGUAGUUUUAACAGCAGAACAUUAUUGAUUAAAAAUAAAUACUAAAGGCUCUUCAU
This is a messenger RNA of Erythranthe guttata (spotted monkey flower), 1338 nucleotides long. Its product is annotated as Ribosomal protein L18e/L15 superfamily protein. Gene Ontology annotation, cellular component: mitochondrial large ribosomal subunit. Lineage: Eukaryota; Viridiplantae; Streptophyta; Magnoliopsida; Lamiales; Phrymaceae. The record is from RefSeq and is a predicted model, not a curated record. Gene Ontology annotation, biological process: translation. Gene Ontology annotation, molecular function: structural constituent of ribosome.